Messenger RNA from Morus notabilis, 1518 nucleotides. Its product is annotated as organic cation/carnitine transporter 3. Gene Ontology annotation, biological process: transmembrane transport. The transcript has 2 exons. Lineage: Eukaryota; Viridiplantae; Streptophyta; Magnoliopsida; Rosales; Moraceae. The record is from RefSeq and is a predicted model, not a curated record. Gene Ontology annotation, cellular component: membrane. Gene Ontology annotation, molecular function: transmembrane transporter activity. Bases 1 to 1518 code for a protein of 505 amino acids.
AUGGCCGACUCAACUCCAUUUCUUUCCCAACCAAAAUCGGACGAUUCUGAAGUUCCACUACUAGACCAACACUUUCGUAAUGCUCAUUCCCUUGAUUCAAUAAUCGAAAAAUGCAUUGGAGACAAGUUCAGUUGGACCCAAUUCCUCCAAGCUAUCGCUGUGUCUUUGGCAUGGUAUUUUGAUGCACAACAAGCAUUCAUAAGCGUCUUUGCAGACGCCCAGCCCAAAUGGCACUGCAACACUACUCAACCGAAUCAACUCAGUAUUGAUAACUCGUCCGUUUCCGAAUGGGCGCUGGAGUGUGCUGGAUCCUUCGUCGCGGGCCUACCGGCGUCGGCUUUCUUCGUUGGCUGCCUGCUCGGCGGGCUCGUCCUGACCACACUUGCCGACUCGCUGCUUGGCCGAAAGAACAUGCUUUUCCUCUCCUGCCUUGCAAUGGCCUUGUCCACACUCUCCACUGCCUUCUCCCCUAACGUGUGGGUUUACUCCGCCUUGAGAUUUCUUACCGGAUUCAGCCGCGCGACUAUCGGCACUUGCGCUCUAGUCUUGUCGACGGAGCUCGUUGCAAAGCAGUGGCGGGGCCAGGUGGGUGUGAUCAGUUUUAUUUUCUUUGCACUGGGGUUUCUGUCACUACCAGCCAUAGCUUAUUCAAACAGAGGCUCGUCAUGGAGAAAUCUCUACAUUUGGACUUCCGUACCAACAAUAUUUUACUGUGUGGUCAUUCGAUUCGUGGUUCGCGAGUCUCCAAGAUGGCUUUUUGUCCAAGGAAGAGCAGAAGAUGCCAUAGCCACGUUAAAAGGCUUAUCUCAAACAAACCAUCAUGAGAUCUUAACGAUGAAGUACUUUUCAAGCAUGCCCUUGGGAGAAGAUCGAACACCGAACGUGAGUCUUUAUUCGGCAAUCAAGAUCUUGGUGGAGAAAAAAUGGUGUUUUCGGCGAUUGUUAGCGGUUAUGACGAUAGGUUUCGGCAUUGGAAUGGUCUACUACGGCAUGCCAUUAGCUCUUGGAGACUUAUCUUUCAACCUCUAUUUGAGCGUCACUUUCAAUGCCUUAUCUGAGCUUCCUUCAUCACUAGUAACUUACUUGGUUGUUGGGAAAAUGAACAGGAAAAGCUCACUUCUAUUAUUCAGUAUCAUAAGUGGGAUUUUCAGCCUAAUGUGUGUGUUGAAAGGAAGAGCAUGGACAAGGCUACAGAUUGGUUUCGAAAUAGUGUCGUUUUUCAGUGCUUGUACGGCUGACAAUAUACUCCUGCUUUUCACGGUGGAGUUGUUCCCCACUUGCGUUCGGAACUCUGCGCUAUCAAUGGUGAGACAGGCGCUGGUGUUUGGAGGAGUGUUUGGUCCGCUGCUGGCCGCCGCCGGAAAGCGAAAUGGGCUACUUUCUUAUGGCGUGUUUGGUGUGGUAAUAGCAUGCCUUAGUUUGUUUGCCGUUUAUUUGCCAGAGACGAGAGGAAGAGCACUUUGUGAUACAAUUGAUGAAGAAGAGCAUAAACUAGAUGACAAAGCAGGUGACGUGUAG